GUCGCUUCCUCCUCCGAAAAAAAAACUUAAGCUGACAAGUCCAAGUCUGGACAUCAUAAUUGUUUUCAGGUCCAGCCCAAGAACAUGCUGUCUAAGUCCAGUGUUCAGCGGCAGUAAGAAAUACUGUAGAACCCAAAUCAAACUCGAUAAAGAAAACAUAUGUACGUCUACUACAGACAGCAAGAUCGAAACACAGCAAAGCAGCCAAAAUUAAUUAACAAUUACGAACGCACUUUGCUUCACUCCUCUCCACUGAAUUGUUCAGUUUUCCAGUUAUCUCUGCAUUUUGGAUCCAAACUUUUACGCUUUGCAAUCUACCUCCGAAAAGAUACCUCGUCCUUUAAUAAGACUCGCGCACUUUCUCAGCUGCCAAACGCGGCCUUUUUAUCUUUACACUUGUCUACAAUAAAAUAAGCUGAAUUCGAGAUAUGGUUAUAGCUGUGGUGGCACUAAUUUUGGGCGUCUUAUUGGGAGGAUUCAUUUUGAUUCCUAGACAUCUUAAAUCUGCCCAAGUAGAAAAGGUCCAAUCGAGGGAUGGACGCAAGAAGGAAUCUAAACUUUACAGUAAAUCUGAAGUAUCUGUGCAUGAUAAGAGAACUGAUUGUUGGAUUAUUAUCAAAGGAAAGGUAUAUGAUGUUACCUCAUAUGUAGAAGUGCAUCCUGGCGGUGAUGCCAUCCUAGGACAUGCUGGAGGUGAUGCAACUGAAGGAUUUUAUGGGCCACAGCAUGCUUCCCUAGUCUUUGACAUGGUUGAUGAAUUCUACAUUGGAGAUCUAGAGCAGUAACUAUGAGGCAUUGGGUUGCAAGGAUAUCAGAGAAUUGCGUCUUAUUAAUCUGGCAGCCCUGCUGUGGCUUUAUUUGACACUUUCCCUUUCUCAUGCUAGUUCUUCAUUACAUCAAGCAGUUCGUUCCUUCAUAAAUUUUGCAAUGAUCAUCAUUUGAUAUUACUUCUGAACGCAAAAUAAUGUAAUGGAAAAUGAUUUUUGAUA
Molecule: messenger RNA, 989 nt
Organism: Ricinus communis (castor bean)
Lineage: Eukaryota; Viridiplantae; Streptophyta; Magnoliopsida; Malpighiales; Euphorbiaceae
Product: cytochrome B5-like protein
Exons: 6
Coding region: 429-785 (118 amino acids)
Cellular component (GO): membrane; intracellular membrane-bounded organelle
Molecular function (GO): heme binding
Source: RefSeq, a predicted model, not a curated record